AUGAGAGUUUUAAUCGUUCUUUCUGCCUUAACCGGCUUGAGUCAGGCUCUUGUCGUCGCCCCACGACAAGCUGUCAGUCCUUCAGAAGUUGCUGUCACAUCGACCACCCUCAGUACAGUCACAAACACCAUUACCACUGCCUAUCCGGUUAUCACUACAGCGACGACCUGUAAUGUAGAUAGUGUAAUCCCAAAAGGCACUUGCUCGGCCGGCGCAGUUUGGUCCUUGACCGGAGGCAAUUAUUAUUCUCAGCAAUGCGGCGCAUCACUCGUUGGUGGAACCGUCAUUCGUGCCUAUGUCGAACCUGUUGGGGCUGCGGCCACUUCAAUCUGUGUAUCCAUCUGCAAUGCUCUCAACAAUCUGAAAACAUCUGCCAGUUCAUGUAACGGAAUUGUUAUUACCACUAUUGGUGCCCUCAAUCAAUGUUUCUUGAAUAAUGGACCAGUUACUCAAGCACCAGCUGCUUCAAGCGUUUUCAACAUUGUGCAAUAUACAUCCAAUCCUUGUGUUGUCACGAGCACUGCGUUACAAACAGACAUUUCUUACGAGACAGUUACGUCUACGAUUGAAGUCGUUUAUACUUCGACUGUAACUCCAUCUGCUGCUGCCAGUACUUCAGUCGUCACUAUUCCUUCAUCGGAAAUAACCAUCAGUACGAGUACUUCUGAGAUUCCUUCAGCUGCUGCCAGUACCUCAGUUGUGAUCGUUCCUUCGGCGGAUACAACCACCAGUACCAGUACUUCAGAAAUUCCAUCUGCAGCCGCAACCACCAGUACUUCUGAGAUUCCUUCAACCGCUGCCAGUACUUCCGUCGUCAUCAUUUCCUCGACCGACGCGACCGUCAGUACUUCCGAAAUCCCCUCCGCAGCGACCACAACUUUAAUCCCCACCAUCUCCUCAUCCAAUACAACCAAUACAACCACCAGUACUUCCGAAAUCCUCUCCACACCAACCACAACCUUAAUCCCCACCCUCUCUCCAACCAACACAACCAUAAUUACUUCCCAAACCUCCUCCGCAGCCCCAACGAUAGUCUACACCAACUCCUCCAUCUCUAUCUCCACAAUUACUUCUCAAACCCUCUCCUCCGCAGUCCCAACCUUGAUAUUCACCAACUCCUCCAUCCCCAUCUCCACAACCACUACUUCCGCCGCCGCCGCAUCUUCUAGUACUGCUGGCGAUGACGAUAACGACGAUGAUGACGAUGAUGAUGUCUGUUAUUACAACGACGAGGAAGAUGAGGAAGAGGAUGAUUAUUAG
This is a messenger RNA of Botrytis sinoallii, 1260 nucleotides long. RefSeq lists its product as uncharacterized. NCBI's taxonomy places the organism in Eukaryota, Fungi, Ascomycota, Leotiomycetes, Helotiales, Sclerotiniaceae. The transcript has a single exon. The coding region runs from base 1 to 1260 and encodes 419 amino acids. The record is from RefSeq and is a predicted model, not a curated record.